Molecule: messenger RNA, 1448 nt
Organism: Podarcis raffonei (Aeolian wall lizard)
Lineage: Eukaryota; Metazoa; Chordata; Lepidosauria; Squamata; Lacertidae
Gene: USP12
Product: ubiquitin specific peptidase 12
Exons: 9
Coding region: 269-1381 (370 amino acids)
Biological process (GO): protein deubiquitination
Cellular component (GO): nucleus; cytosol
Molecular function (GO): cysteine-type endopeptidase activity; cysteine-type deubiquitinase activity
Source: RefSeq, a predicted model, not a curated record
GCGAGCGGACGCAGCGCGUGCCCUCCGUCACCCCCCCCGCCCACCGUCGUCUGUCUCGGCGGUUGGAACUGCUUACGGGUCGUUUCGUCAGGCGGGCGGAGCUCUCGGGGAGGCCGGAGGGGGGCGGAGGCAUCCCGCUCUCCCUCAGCCGUUGCUUGGGGGCGGCGCCCGGGUCUUCUUUUUUUCCUUCCCCUUCCCCUCCUCCUCCGGUGGGAAACUCCCCCGGCUCGCCUCGACGUGUGAUUGGGUGGAAGAUGGCGCUGCGCGGAUGGAAAUCCUAAUGACAGUCUCCAAAUUCGCCUCCAUCUGUACCAUGGGCGCUAAUGCCUCGGCCUUGGAGAAAGAAAUUGGUCCGGAACAGUUUCCAGUCAAUGAGCAUUAUUUUGGUUUAGUAAAUUUUGGAAAUACAUGCUACUGCAAUUCAGUUCUUCAGGCACUUUAUUUUUGUCGUCCAUUUCGGGAGAAAGUCUUGGCAUACAAAAGUCAGCCCAGAAAAAAGGAAAGUCUCCUUACUUGCUUAGCUGAUCUUUUCCACAGCAUAGCCACCCAGAAGAAAAAAGUUGGAGUAAUACCUCCAAAAAAGUUCAUAACAAGACUUCGGAAAGAGAAUGAGCUUUUUGACAACUAUAUGCAGCAAGAUGCGCAUGAGUUCCUGAACUAUCUGCUAAAUACAGUUGCCGAUAUUUUGCAAGAGGAGAGUAAACAAGAGAAGCAAAACGGUCGUUUACCGAAUGGCAGCAUUGACAGUGAAAAUAACAACAGUCCACCAGACCCAACGUGGGUUCAUGAAAUUUUUCAGGGAACGUUAACAAAUGAAACCAGAUGUCUUACUUGUGAAACGAUAAGCAGUAAAGAUGAAGAUUUUUUAGACCUUUCUGUUGAUGUGGAGCAAAACACGUCUAUCACUCACUGUUUAAGGGGAUUCAGCAAUACAGAAACCCUGUGCAGUGAAUAUAAAUAUUACUGUGAAGAGUGUCGCAGUAAACAGGAAGCACACAAAAGGAUGAAAGUGAAAAAGCUGCCUAUGAUCCUAGCUCUCCAUCUGAAGAGAUUUAAAUACAUGGAUCAGCUACAUCGAUAUACAAAACUCUCCUACAGGGUAGUGUUUCCCUUAGAGCUUCGGCUGUUUAAUACAUCAGGAGAUGCCACUAAUCCCGACAGAAUGUAUGAUCUUGUGGCUGUGGUAGUCCACUGUGGAAGUGGACCUAACAGAGGACACUAUAUUGCAAUAGUGAAGAGUCAUGAUUUUUGGUUACUCUUUGAUGAUGACAUUGUAGAGAAAAUAGAUGCACAAGCAAUUGAAGAAUUCUACGGGUUGACAUCGGACAUCUCAAAAAACUCUGAGUCUGGUUAUAUCCUCUUCUAUCAGUCUCGGGACUGAAAUGGGUCUGUGGUGAAAAGUGACUUCCUGUAUCGCUGCUUUUCUGACAUUUGUGGAAAGGAGAAAA